Molecule: messenger RNA, 6242 nt
Organism: Carassius gibelio (silver crucian carp)
Lineage: Eukaryota; Metazoa; Chordata; Actinopteri; Cypriniformes; Cyprinidae
Gene: frmd4a
Product: FERM domain containing 4A
Exons: 24
Coding region: 513-3659 (1048 amino acids)
Biological process (GO): establishment of epithelial cell polarity
Cellular component (GO): adherens junction; bicellular tight junction; cytoskeleton
Source: RefSeq, a predicted model, not a curated record
ACACAUAUCGAGUAUCUCAUCAGUUGUCUGGGGCCAAUGAACCCGAGCAGGAUCUGUCCUGCGGGGAGGGACAACUGUCCUUCACUCUGCCCUAGAUGGGCGUCUCAGAGCAUCAUGCAAGCUUAAAGCCCCUCAAUGCCCUGCUCUGGGACUGUUGCUUUAAAACAAACAAGAGGGAGAGAGAAGGAGGGAGAAAAUGACAGAGAGGGACCAAUAGUUCUCUAUUUGUGGGAAUGUUUGUGUUGGGCGAACCAAGAGCUGUUAUUCUGGGAAUUUGUCCUGCAGUGGAGCGAGAGAGACCAGUGAGAAGACCAGAUCUGAGUCACACAGAAGUCACAGUCUCAGUCUCCCAUGGGGCAUUUCUGAGGAUUAAAGGAAGAAGCGAUGAGAAAAUGAAAGAGGAGAACGCAGAAAGGAGAGCAGCAUUACCUGGGGACGUUUUCUCCCACACACACCUGAGCUGAGAGGGGAUUAUUGGAACACACACCUGUGUACCUGUGUGCUUGUCAGUCAUGGAGGCCAUGCUUCUGAGUCUGGGAGAGAGUAUGUGCAUGAGGCACAGUGCAUUGUGGGAUGUGACCUCGGCCACCCUCAGAAGAUUGAGGCACACACAUAUCAGAGCUCCUGACAUCCUGGUCCGAGCCGUCUACCAGAUGACGGAAGGACGGAGAUGUCAGGUCCAUCUCCUGGAUGACAGGAAAUUGGAGCUCCUGGUACAGCCCAAGCUCAUGGCAAAGGAUCUUCUAGACCUGGUGGCAUCCCAUUUCAACCUGAAGGAGAAGGAAUAUUUUGGAAUCUCUUAUGUAGAUGAGACGGGUCAUUUCAGCUGGUUGCAGUUAGAUCGGCGUGUUCUGGAACAUGAGUUUCCUAAGAAGUCUGGACCCAUUGUGCUUUACUUCUGUGUUCGGUUCUACAUAGAAAGUAUCUCUUACCUUAAGGACAAUGCCACAAUAGAGCUGUUCUUCCUCAAUGCAAAGUCCUGCAUCUAUAAGGAGCUCAUAGAGGUGGACAGCGAGGUGGUGUUUGAAUUGGCCUCUUAUAUCUUACAGGAAGCUAAAGGAGACUUCACGAGUAAUGAUGCUACUAGGGCUGAUCUGAAGAGACUGCCAGCACUGCCUACGCAAGCACUGAAAGAGCACCCUUCACUCGCAUACUGUGAGGACCGGGUCAUUGAGCAUUAUAAGAAGCUAAGUGGACAGUCCAGAGGCCAGGCUAUCGUCAACUAUAUGAGUAUAGUGGAGUCGUUACCCACAUAUGGAGUGCAUUAUUAUGCUGUUAAGGAUAAGCAGGGUAUCCCGUGGUGGCUGGGUUUGAGUUAUAAAGGCAUUUUUCAAUAUGACUACCAGGACAAAGUCAAACCAAGAAAGGUGUUCCAAUGGAGACAGUUGGAGAAUCUGUACUUCAGGGAAAAGAAGUUCUCAGUGGAAGUACAUGAUCCGAGAAGGGCAUCGGUAACGCGGAGGACGUUUGGUCACAGUGGCAUCGCUGUGCACACCUGGUACGCCUGUCCCACCCUCAUCAAAUCCAUCUGGGCCAUGGCCAUCAGCCAACACCAGUUUUACCUGGACCGCAAACAGAGCAAGAGUAAGAUCCACGCAGCACGCAGUCUGAAUGAGAUAGCCAUAGACCUGACAGAAACAGGAACCCUCAAGACCUCCAAACUGGCCAACAUGGGCAGCAAAGGCAAAAUCAUCAGCGGCAGCAGCGGAAGCCUGUUGUCCUCAGGUUCUCAAGAGUCAGACAGCUCCCAGACCGCUAAGAAGGACAUGUUGGCGGCUCUGAGGGCCAGACAGGAAGCUCUGGAAGAGACGCUGAGACAGAGAAUAGAGGAACUCAAGAGUAUUUGCAUCAGAGAAGCGGAGCUGACAGGAAAACUUCCAAAAGAGUACCCUCUCGACCCCGGGGAGGAGCCGCCCACCGUCAGACGCAAAAUCGGCACUGCCUUCAAACUGGACGAGCAAAAGAUCCUGCCCAAAGGAGAGGAAGAGGAGUUGGAGCGUUUGGAAAGGGAAUUUGCCAUCCAGACCCAGAUAACGGAGGCAGCGCGUCGGUUAGCAUCCGAUCCUCACAUCAGCAGCAAAAAGCUGAAGAAACAGAGGAAGACGUCAUAUCUGAAUGCUCUGAAGAAGCUACAAGACAUUGAGAAUGGCAUCAAUGAGCACCGCGUUCGCUCUGGGAAGAAACCCACACAACGUGCCUCUCUAAUCAUAGAGGAAGCGAAUAUCGGCUCGGAAGACAGCUCACUGUCUGACGCCCUGGUGCUGGAUGAUGAUGACCCCCAGAUGACAGGAACCCCUACGUUCUCUCCGGCUGCCUCCCCACACAAAGGUCUCCCUCCCCGACCCCCGUCCCACAGCCGACCGCCUCCCCCACAGUCCCUGGAAGGACUCAGACACCUCCAUUACCAACGCAGUGACUAUGACAAGUCUCCGAUCAAACCACGCAUGUGGAGCGAAAGCUCGUUAGACGAACCCUAUGAACGGGUGAAGAAACGCUCCUCACACUCCAGUAGUCACAGGCGGUUCCCCAGCACAGGCAACUGUGAGGCGGGAGGAAGCAACUCUCUCCAGAACAGCCCUGUGCGCUCCCUCCCUCACUGGAACAGCCAGUCCAGCAUGCCCUCCACCCCUGACCUGAAAACACGGAGCUAUGUGCACUCGGCCAGUUUAACUCAGCCAUUCCGUGGCCGGAGUUCCAGUUUGGAGUCUCAGGGGAAGCUGCUAUCCUUGGAUGUGGACACAGAGGCGGGACUUAGCUCUGACCUGUUUCUGUCAGGACCACAGAGGACAGGAAGCAAUGGCUCUGUUGUCCCUGACGACUGCUCAUCUUGCACCAGUCACUCCAGUUCAGAACAUUACUACCCCUCAUCCACCUCCAACCCUAACUACUGUACGCUGGCUGAGGACUCACCCUCCAAAGCCCGACAGCGGCAGCGACAACGUCACAAGUCAGCUGGACACCUGGGCACGUCCAGUUCUGGCAGCAUGCCCAACCUGGCAGCCCGCAAUGGCAGCACCCACGGAGGGGUGUGCGGUAGCCACCAGGGUGUGUACCUCCACAGCCAGAGCCAACCCUCCUCGCAGUAUCGCAUCAAAGAGUACCCGUUGUACACGGAGGGCAGCAGCCCCAGCGCCGUGGUUGUCCGCAGCCUGGAGAACGACCAGGAGGGGCAUUACAGUGUCAAGGCACAGUUCAAGACCUCCAACUCAUACACAGCCGGGGGGCUUUAUAAAGAGGGGUGGGGCUCCGGGGAGGAUGGGGAAGCAGGUAGUGGCAGCGGGAGGUUGACGCCCUCCCGCUCACAGAUUGUGAGGACUCCGUCUCUGGGCAGGGAAGGAGGAGGAGGAGGGGGGCGAGCAGUGGUGUCAGAGGAGCUGCGGUGCUGGUACCAGCGCUCAUCUGGAUCGAUAAAGGAGCACAGCCGCGUCACUCACACCAGCUCCAAUGCUUCAGAUGGCCGUGGAGGACGAAUAGCGACACUAGUGAAGGGGUCACCAGCUGCAUCUCCACACAGUCAGAGGAGUGGAACUCCCUGCAGUGAACCUGCAGCUACACCCCCCUGCAGCCCACAACACAUACUCAACUGGAAGAGCGGUGAUACGACUGAAAGUUCUCCUACUGAAGACCGUUCUCCCUCUCACCAAAGCACUGACCAGUAGAGAGAUCGCCGUUCUCCGAUAGUUGUUUCCUGAGCAGUCCCCUGUGCUCUGAGAUAGUGGAUGUACAGUGGUACGGGCACGAGAAGGCAAAGCCGGGAACACUCGUCUAAACCGUCAUCCCUCAUCCCUCUCUCUUUAAAAGAGUGUUCAGAAGGCAGGUCUGACCACAGUCUGGACCGCAACUCAUCCGAAACCACCUAUGGCUGGAGCCAGUACCACCUCGACCUCUCCCUCUUCUCUGUCUCUCUGUAUAUCCAGCGGUACAGUUCGUAUGAACUAUGGGAAUACAAGAGUCUAAAUGAACUGAACUUGACCUUGUCUGACCCUCCUACUCUGACUUUUGAACUUCGACCCAGUUAGCUGGCAGCCAUUUCUUCCGUAUGCACAAAGCCUCUGUGUUUAAUCCAUCGCUGGAUCAGUGUGCAUAAGAAAGAAGUCUUAUGCACGUUGUACUAUACGUGAACCCCACUCAUGUACACACACAUGCUAAAAUAGACAUUCGACCUCUGCUGUUGUGUGUGUCCCUCUGCACUGAUGUCAGAGAGCUGGCGUCGUUCUCUCUCAUGCACAAAAAAUACAUUCCGAUGGAAUGCUUUGGCAUCAACCAUCUUUGUAGAUCUUUAUGUUCUCAGUUCUGUUUAAAAAAAAAAAAAAAAAAAACAGUAUGUGGCCACAAGCCCCUCCUUCAUCCUACAACGCCACUUCUCAUUGGACCGGAGUGCAUCAUAAGCCCUUCCCACUGUUGGUGAACUUUGAUACUUUGUGAAUAAUAAUAGAGCAUUUUAAAAAGGCAGAAGCCUUUCUUCGGUCGUUCUGGAUUGAAAGAUGAGCCCUGAUAUCAUAUCGCUCAAGAUUACAUGUCAUUCCGAGGAAAUUCAAAACAUUGUGGUUGUUGUGCAUAAUGUUGAUUUGUCAUUUUCAAUUCAUCGAUUCUAGUCCAUUUUUGCAGAACAUUAGCUAACUUAGAAGCCAUAGCUGUACAACAAAUCUGAAAACAUUUAGCUUAGAGGCUUUAGCAUGACCUUUGGCUUUGAACGACCGAUCUGUGAAGUACUGCAACUCAGGCUGCAACCGGCAACUCGCCACCAUGGUGCUCUAAGCCUGAACUGCACAUCCCACAAUGCCCUGCUGUAUGCCCACACUGCAUGAAUAGUCACAAACCCCUUGUAUUGUGUUGUGACAUCAGUGAAGUAACGAGACACGCGGAAAACCUUCUCCAAACACUCCUGGCCUUAUGGGAUUCCUGUUUUUACCUAUCGGUUUUAAAUAUUCAGGAUUUUACUUAACUGUAACACCAUUAUGACAUUACGUUCAUAUACAUAAAACCAUAAAAAGUCAAAUGAGCACAACGCAACGUGGCACACCGAUACAAUAUUUCAAUGAAAAUAACGUUACCUCUUCCCUGAGCUGUUAAAGGCUUUCAGGAGAACAGCAUUCCAGUAUGUGACGCGGUUAAAGCUGGUGCUUAAUUUUAAAAGCAGCGGGUAAGAAACUACAGAUUAUACAGGGUGUUUCAUGCUUUUAUCAUGCAGUCAACAAAAUCCAAAACCACGUGUGCCCCUCACCUCGAUCGUCUGACCGAGGAAACAUCAAGCCAUAAUGCUAAAGACCGCAUUUAUUGUACACUGCGAGUUACGAAACGUACGUGAAACAGGUAGCUGAAAGCACACCCAUUGCCGUUACAAUUCGACAGAUCUCCAAAAAAAAGUCAACACUUUGUGUUAAUGUAAGCAGUCAUUACAAAUGUGUAUUCAAAAGGGUCCAAAUCACCAGACGUUAAAUCUAAGGUCAUCUGAUUCAUGUUCCAUGAAGAGGCUAUAAGUAAACCAGAAGUUUUUAUCUGUCCUGAAAUUGAUUGUUGAUUAUUUUUGUGCAUGCUCAGCACACUGUGUUAUGCAUCUUGAUGUUAAAACUAAAACCCGGUGUAAAAACAGCCCUUCAUUUAGAGGUCAUUCACACCUCGUACCCUUUUAGGCCAAUGUGAGCUCACUCCUUUCGUCUACCUGUACUCUAUAACAAAAACAUAAUUUUUUAUAUAUAAAAAAAAACAACUAACACAUUUAUCAACAUUUAUAGACAGGACUGUGGAAACUGGGUUCUUUUAAGAGAAAUCGUAAAAGCAUUAGCUUAAUGAUUUUUAUAAAUCAGUAUUUGUUUUAUUUUGGGGUCUUUAAGCUGGGAAAUAGCAACAACACGUUCAGGUGCUACAGGAAGACCAGUUACUACUAGCUGUAGACUUUCCUAACUGUUGUCAAUAGUUUUAAUACCAGUCGUGCAAAAUGAAGGACGUUAGUUACUAAACUGUCUUCUCACUUCAUCUUGACAAUAGAGCAUGUUUCAUGAGUUGAUUUCCAGACAUAACCGGACACAAUAAAAUGUUGUUGUAGAAAAAAUAAAGUGGAAUUGUUGGGCGGGUUAAAUAUAACCAAAUUCCACAGUUAAUUUAUUCUUUUUUUCUAUUAAGAAUUUGUAUAGUAACAUUUUUCAAAAACCGUGUUGUUGGCAACUGAUUCUGAAUUUCCAGAUGAGAAAUGUGGUGGUUCUUGAGAUUCUGAAAUAAAUUAUUGCUGAAUGUUCUCUAAA